This is a messenger RNA of Ceratitis capitata (Mediterranean fruit fly), 12150 nucleotides long. RefSeq lists its product as uncharacterized. Gene Ontology annotation, cellular component: cytoplasm. The record is from RefSeq and is a predicted model, not a curated record. NCBI's taxonomy places the organism in Eukaryota, Metazoa, Arthropoda, Insecta, Diptera, Tephritidae.
AAUAUAUGUAGUUUAUCCAACGACAAGUACUUCUUGUUACAACGUGUAAGAAGAAUAUUAAACAAUCGAAACCGCGAUAUGGCAUCACGACGAACCACCGGAUCAAAGCGAAAAUUGUUUAAAAAUACGAAAAGGUGUGCAACAAUUAUUCGAUUACUCACUAAAUAUUUGCGUGCAAUUUUGUGUAAAUUGAGAAAUUUAAUUAUUACUGUUACAUAUUUUCCAACUUUUAAACAAUUGACAAGCAGAAAUCGAAAAAUGUUUCGUAUGUAGUAAUAUAAAAGAAAAAAUAUGGACAAAUCUGUGGUAAAUCAGUUCACCUCCUACGUUGAGCAGCUACGCAAUACAGAAUGCAGCCAAAAAGAGAAAAUCACCUGUUUCCAACAUAUUGCCGAGUGCAUUAUGUCUCCAAUGCUAGCGAGCCACAUCAACUAUGCCACGCACAUCAAUAUGGCUACCACUGUCUUGCUGUUAUUUUGUGAAGAUCUUGACCCGGUGGUACGCAUGAAUGCUGAAGAAAAUCUGAAUCGCAUAUUUCGAGCCUUGGAAAAAACACGUGUCAGUCGUAUACUAAUGGAUUUGUAUGGAGAGAUUAAGCGCAAUGGCAACCAACGCUCCUUGCGUAUAUGUCUCAAUCUAUUUGCUUACUAUGCACCUCAAAUAAGAGAGAAAAAUAUAAAAUGGUAUGCUGUACGAUUGCUACCUUGCUUGCAAACAAUAGCGCAACGUAAGGAGACACAACUAUGUGAAACGUUAUGUGAAUUUGUGAAAAACUUUGGCAAAUACUUACAAAUGGGUCUAACCGACAGUGAAUCAUGUAAAUUAUUUGAGGCAUUCAUGGCAAAUAUUGGCGUCGAAUGCGCAGUGAAACGUCGUUGCUCGGCACAAAAUUGCAUCAGUCUGAUUGAAAAUUCGCGCAAUAAAAGCUUAAUGGCCAAACAUGGACUUAGUAAAGCAUUUGAAUUCUUACUUUUGGAUCAACAACAACACAACGUGGUCGGUGUGCUUGGCUUCUUACGUUUGCUCCUGCCGUUAAUCAUAUAUGGAUUCGGCACUGAUUGCACGGACGAUGGCGAUGAUGGCCACAGCACACAUACACACACGCACACAGCAGGCAAUAAGGGCAAAGCAAACAGCAACGGUACUCAGCGAAGGUGCACUGGUAAAACUACAGCAGCAGCAGCAGCAGCAGAAGCAGAAGUAAAAACAACAACAACCACUACGACAACAACAACAGUGCCAAUCAACACCGAAUGCAGGCAAAUUAUUGAAAUGUUCGAUUAUUGUUUGCAUUUGUUGAACAUCAGCACUGCCACUCAACAUUCCAUCAUAAAUGCCGCACUUGAGGUCAUCAAUGCAGUAUUGCAGGCAAUUGAUGUUGCAAGCAGUAACAGCAGCAACAACAACAAUGAUAUUUUAAAAAGUUUGCAAGCAACAUUGGGUAAUCAACAAUUGCAACAUGCCGAGUAUCUGCGGCGAAGGAAAUCAUUAAAGAAUCAAAUAUUCCAAUUGAGAAAUUAUGAAGUGGCAGCCACAGUCACAGCCACAGCCACAGCUACAGUCCCAGCUUCACACCGAGUGCUGUCGUCGAGUGCCGAGAUGCCGGUGCUGUCGAUUCCCAAAUGGGAAAAGGGAAGUGUUGGAGUUGGCACACUGACUGAGUCAACUGGUAAAGAUGACGACGACAGCGAAGGUGAAGUUGUACUGCGGCGAGCACCGAAUAUGCGUUUCACAGGUCGCAGCGUCAGUGAAUGUGUUAUUGACGAAGAUGAUGAUGAGACGCAUAGGACCGCAUUGUCAACAGAUUUAGUUGCCGCUGCGCAUACUAAUGUCAAUGCCGUAACGGAUGCCAUCACUGAUGCUAUCGGGGGCGAGGUCUAUGCUGAUGGUGUUGUUGGUGUGCUUGUCGAUUUGGAUGACGAUGACUUUACAACACUUUCGGAAAUAAAUGAACCACAACAGCUGAGGGCGUCGACGGCUGUAGCAAUGGUGCCGCCAUCCUAUGCGCUCGUUGUUGAUAAUCUGAUUGAUGCAAUCGACGCGCCGACAACAACAACAGCCGAGAAGGCGGAGGAGGAGAACAAGAAGGCCGCCAACGCCCAGGCCGCAAGCAACACCAGCUGCAGCAAUCGUACUAAUAUUAGCGCUAUGCAAACAAAAAUUCAAGGCAUGCAACCGCAAAAUGAACAACAACGACGACAACAGCAACAACAGCAACAGCAGCAGCAACAUCACAACGAACAACAAAUGCUUGAAAGACAGGUAUAUCCGCAAAAUUUGCUUACUGCUCCCUCGCAAAUUGGAACAGUUGGCUUUGGGCUUGGCGUUGACGUUGACGGCGACGGUGCGGGUAUUGCGGGUGGCAGCGGUGAUGACAAAUCACAACAUUUGAGUGACAUCGACAAUGAAUCCUUCAAUAGCAUUGAUUUUGAGGCGGAAAUCACAAUAGCGGGCAUGACUGGCACGGCGGGGCGGAGCAGUGCGGAUGCAUCACCAACAACAGCCACAACAACAACGACAACAGCCAAUGUUGAACGUAAACCGGAUGAAACUAGUGCCGCUGCAGCUGGCGACAGCGCUGCCGGCAACAAAUUGAGCAGCAGCAGUGACACAAUUGGCUCGUUCUUUAACAAUUUGAUUUCGAAUGCAGCUUCCGAGUCAGUGAGCAAACUUUUUCGUCCAUCUGCGGGAGCCCGUGCCACACCUACGAAAAGUGCGCCACCGCCCACAGCAAAGGAUAAGGCUGAAGUAACUUCUAUUACAUCGACCGCGGUCAGUACAGCUCCAGCCGAUAGCAUUUCUUUGAUAUCGACAGCAAGUAGUUGCAAUAAAAUGCUAGAUUCGAGUAACUCUGCAGCUGCCGAUCCGCAAUCUGAUUCCAUACACACAUACACGCAUUCGAUAGCAAGUUCAUCGCUCGGCUUGCACGACGAUACUGUGUCCACAGCGUUGUUGGUCGAUAACAGUUUGCAUAGUGCAGCUGAAAUUGAUGCUGAAGGCAUGAGCGUUCAAGCUGAGAAGGAGGAAGUGGAGAGACGCAUACCGAAUGUUAAUCCCUUCCUCACUGAGAAGUCUUUAGCACAGAAGACCGCAAACGGCCAACUUUCGUUGCUCACGUUGAAAAUCGGCACACUCUUCGAACAAACCAUCAUCCGCUACACUGCGCGGCUAAUAGCUGCACGUUUCCUACUCACUGGCCAAGCGAAUGGUUUGCUCAACGACACCCAAAUACGCAUUUCCAUUAAGAGCCUCUCGUUAUCGGUGCUCGCGCAUUGUGUACGUUUCGAUCCCGAAGUGUUACAAUUACCGCUGGAGAUCACCGAACAGGAGCUCUUAUUGGUAAGCCAACAAUUACCCUCAGUGAACGCCACAGCUGCAGCGCAAUCGUCAUCGAAGUGCUCCAGUGUCAGCGUCAGUCCACAAAGUGACGAUAACGUUAGUGGCAGCAGUUCAAAUUUGGGUAAAGAUUAUGAGCAUCUGGAUGCCGUGGAUUUCAUCAAAAACAGCAAUGUGCAUACACCAGUUAAAGGCCCAGCAGCACCCACCAAAGAUUUACCAAUCAAAUCCCUGCCACUUGAAAUAAAAGACGACCACUUCGGCAAAAGUACGUGCGAAUAUUUAUACAAUCCCCCGCUGGAGUUGAGCAAAAGCGCCGAUCCAGUGCUAAUGUCACAACAGGUACGCGACACAGCCAACAGACAGACCAGUAAGCAACAGGCUCUAUCGAAAUCGGAAAUUAUUGAAUCAAAAUCGCAGCAGCAACAACAGCCGCAGCGUAAGCCACCCUCUUCACAGUCAUCGCCUUACCGUGUGACGGAAUGUGUGGAGGACACACCGCCACAAAUGUUGCCACCGCGUCCGCCGAAACGCACCAAAUCGCAACGAAAAUCAAUUGCUGCCGCAACGGCCACUGUUGCUGCUUUAAUGCAAAUUGAUGAGCACAUCGGCGGCGUCGGCCGUACGAUGCCAGACAGCGCCACCGCAACAUUACAACACCACCAACAACAGCAACUCACAGAUAUUCUACUCUACUACAAUCACCCGGAUCCGAUGUUGCGUGGCGGUGUGCAACAAAUUAUUGGUGGAUUUCUGCAAGCAGUGGGACUAAAGGAUUUCGGUUUAAAUUUAAAGCUGAAUAUACAACAUCUCUUGGCGAUGCUGGUGAAGGGCCUGCAGGACGACAUCCACACAGUGGUCAUACAGGCGUUGAAUGCAUUCGAGAAGAUAUUUCCGUGUGUGGUGUCCAAAUAUUUGAUAUUGCCAACAGCGUAUCAUCAGCAUAGUCAGCAGCUACAACAACAGCAACAACAACAACAACAACAACAACAACAACAAGUACAAGCGAACUACACUCAAAGCACGACAGCCGAGCCGGUUGAAGUUGCUGAUAAGAGUGGCAGGAAAUGCCAUGCUAAUGCCGCUGGCCAAGUGCCACAACAACAGCAACGACAAGAAAACACUAACGACGCAACAAAAAGUAGCUAUUACACACACGCUACCAGCAGCAAAUCGCCAGCAAUGGCCAAAUUAACUUCAUCCUCCUCUGCUGCUGCCGCUGCUUCAGCUUCUAAGACAUGUCCUCGAGUGCUUUUCAACGAUAAUGAUGCGCUUAUAGCUGCACUUUUGAAUGAUUUUCAAUUGCAAUCGAAGUCGAAUCGUAACGGCAUUGACAAUACAACAAACACAAAUGAUACCAACACUCAGCCACAGACUGGCAGCAACACCAGCAACGCUCUUCCUCCGCCAGUCGCUUUUCGCAUUUCACCAAAAUUGCUGUUGAACAAACUUCGUCUGUGCCACUACAACAAAUAUUGGUUAGUUCAAAAUAAAUACGCUGAAGUUAUUUCGAAUUUAAAUUAUGCUGCCUUACAUGGGGCAUGCAACGAUUGCCAUGGCUACUGCUGUGGUGGCUCAGCUUACUUGGGUUGUGUGUGUGACGCUGGUUGUGGCGAUGAUGGUGGCGAUCAUGGCUUCGACGAAGUGCUGGUAGGAAAUGCCGCUGGCGGUGGUGAUGGUGGCAGCGUCUUCGAUGUUGCUGCUGUUAACAAUCCCGUUAAUGCCACAUUGCCCGACGGCGCAGGGAAAGCUGCACCAACAACGACGAAUGAGACGGCCAAUGUUGGGGAUAUGUUGUACAAUAUUGCGGAUGAUAGUGUCUGCAUAUACGAGUCUCAAUUUCUGGAUGAACUUUUGCAAUUGAUCGGCGACGAUGAUUUCCGUGUCAGAGAAAAUGCCGCUGUUUGCCUCUGUCGUUUCAUCAUACAAAAUGCAAAACGUAAACAACAACAGCAACAGCAGCAACAGCAGCAUCAACAACAAAACAACGAAAUCUACACUGCCUCACCUGCAGCGUCGACCAAUAAAAUCGACAACCAAUAUUCAGGCGUCAGUGCCUUUGGCGACGACAAAUCGCUCUCACCGGCCACCUAUGAAACUAAUUUCAAUUUGCUUUGGGAUUUUUUCGACUACCACCUCUUCAGCGGUCUGCCAUUGCAGUUACGUAAUUUAUUCAGAGCCGUGUCAGCGCCAUCAUUGCCGCCAACAACGAUAACUGCCGCAGAAGUCACAGCUACAGCGGCAGCCGCGUCGGCUUUGGUUGGUGACUGUGCCGGUGAUUUUUCGUUUGUACUGCCACAACGCCAGCGCAGGGAGGAGGAAAAGUUGUUGGCUAAAGUUUUGUAUCGCAUGACAAAUAAACUGAUGGAGCUGGAGGAUAAAAAUGCGCAGUUUGGCAUAAUUUACACACUGAAAAUGUUACUAGAGCAUUUCAAUUUCAUUGAUUACCAACGUGCAUGGAUGGAAUUUAAUUUCAUUGAAAUCUGCCAAAGAUUCUCCUAUUACAAUUAUGCCACAGCCGUGGACUUGGCUUGCCAGAAUGAUUUGAUUGAUGUUACCGGCAAACUGUUGGCAGGUUACAUACUCGCCUCCACACUGUCGGCGGAUCAACCCGAACGCCCACUGCAAUUACAAUUGGACCAACUCUUGGUGCACAUAAUGAAAAUACUCAAUAUUUACUAUCAUCUCAUCACACAACAGAAACCGCAACUAUUCGUUAAAGUGCAGAAAAGUGAUAUUUUCGUAAAUGCCAAGGAGUUGGCGCUGGUGCAGAGCAAUGGAUACUUCGGAAGCGAUUACAUUUAUAUAAAACUUUACAACAUUUUAAGAAGUGCUAAUGACAGCUACAAGAUAACGAUAAAUCAAGAAUCCGGCAGGUUAUUAAUUUCGCUACUCCGGACGUGCCUCAACGCUUUGAGUUUGUGCAUUGAAUUGCGCGCGCACACACACCACGCACCCUUGCCAGCAGGCACGCCCACCGGCAGUCACACACCCAGCCAUGUUCACGGUGGUGGUGCAGGAAAACAACGUGGCAGCAACAGUCCCAACAGCGGUGCGGCCACCACGGAAACAACGCCGAUCCAUGGACCUAACCUAGGCGGCAGCGGGCAGAGCGUCGGCUCGCCAACAGUGUUUCCAAGCAGCGCCAUUCUAAAAUUAAUUGAAGAAAUUCUCCAGUAUUUGGGCAAACUCGUAAAUUAUGCGCCCGGCGAGUGCAUCGCAUGUCUGCGGCAACUGUUGAAAUAUUUAUUUGGCCAAAAUUAUGGCAACCAGCAGCGAGAGUAUUAUGCCACAUUCAUAAGACCGUAUUUUGUGGUGCGCAGCAAAGGACAACAGCUGCAACAACAGCAACUACUCGCGCGCCAGCUGCAGCAGCAGCAUCUAACGCCACAAAAACAGAAGCAGCAAAAAUGGUCGGCUCAUAAUAACAACAAACAACAGCAACCAGAGACACAGUGGGGCGCGGGCAGCAGAAGGAGCAGCAAAGGCACGCAAGGCGGUGGCUCGGUCGGCGGUGAGCACCAGCAGGCAAUGACCGUGUUGCAUGCUAUAAAUUCUAGUGUAACAACAACACCACCAGCAACAACAUCAGUUACAACGCCCGCAGCGUUUGGAGUAGUAUCGAGUGCAGCAGCAACAGCAGCAUCAUUGAGGGGCGCGGCAGGCGACGGUUUGUCUCCGCCGACAACGACUACGUCAACUGUCACACACAAUGAGGCAAAUAUAAUUGGUACACAAGCAACUUAUGCGAACCCUGGCCAGGCGCCCAUUGACUUUGGUCAUGCCACUGUCAGUGGCGGUGCUGCUGUUGCAAGUAGCAACAACCUCAAUCAGCUGCACUUGACUUCUACGGAAUAUUAUCGUUUGAUGGGCGAAUUAUUUGCGAGCGGCCUAAAUUUGCAAGUUACCACGAAGUCGGAGCGUGCCAGCGAGUGUGUCAAGCAUAUUAAAUUGUUUGAGCCGCUGGUUAUCCAUUGCCUUAUGCUAUUCCUCAAAUCGAACGCACGUGUCCAAGCGCCCAUAUUGGAGUUGUUGUCGCAGCUGCUGGAACUCAAUGUCACUUACAGUGUGUUGGACUCGAAAAAUGUAAUAUUUGAUCAGAUUUUAAACAAUUUGGAUUUAAUUGAAAAUGGCAUAGUGAGAAACGGCUCAAUUAUCAUUCCACCAAUGAUAAAAUUCCUCAUCCUGCUGACGCACAAAAGUGAUCGCAAACUUAUAACCAUACCAAAAAUCAUCAGCAUCACAAACAAUCUGCUAGCCAACAACGCAGUACUGGACUGUGCUGUGCUCGCGCUCAAAUCACUCGCCUACGAGAUCUUCUUCAUGCCACCAGUUGGCGGCAAUGCAGCACUACACACGCUCGCAGACUAUCGUGCACCCUUCCAGAGCCCGGUCACACGGUCGCCCGUGCAACAACGUCGCCAUGCCGCUGAAGAGGCAGCCGCAGCAGCUGCAGCUGCUGAAGCAUUACUGGCAAGUAGUCGAGAGUUAGAUACACAAAAGGAGGUUGUACUGGGCAUGUUAGAGAAAUUCGUAGCUGCCAAUGAGUUGCAACGUGUUGUUGGUUUGUUACUCUUGCGUGAGCGUUGUGCUCAGCAAAUGGAGAGACGCGGUGAAGGUUUUGAUGUUGACUCCGCGGAAAAACAGAGUAGUGGUUGUAAUUUUGAGUCAACGCUAUUGCAGGAUCCAAGCGUUGUCUUUGCCUUGGUAUGCCGCGCUAUGUGUGAUGGACGUUUGGUUGUGUACAACUGGCGAGAUUUUCAUCUGCUUGAGUCGUGUUUCAAGAAUUACAGUAAAUAUGUGUUGGCAGACAGCAAGAACUUCCUGGCUUUGUUGCAACUGUUUCUAACCGAGGGCGUAGAGCAGAACUUUUCCGCUCUGGCGCAUGCAACGAUCAUACUGGCGAAUGUAAUUCUUAAAACUGAGGAAAUUUAUUUAGUAAAUCACAUCAAACUUUAUUUGAAAAACCAUCCGGCGGUGGAGGAGCGCGAACGCAGCAGAAACCAGCAGCAGGAACAACAAAAAGCCGCACACUGGCUGCUGGACGGCCCUUCGACAUCUACAGCAGCGGCCCGUGCAGCCGCCUCAGCCUUCGGCAGUGCUGCGACGUCAAGUGGCAGCAUAAGUGAAAUUAACUAUUUCGCAAAAGUUUUAUGUGAGAAACUAGAGAAUUGCCUCGACGCUGUCACAGGCAGUGCCAAAACCACUACCACCACCUCCAACGCUUGCGGCGAUAUGGCCUACUCCCUAUUGGUGAGCCGGUUUGUAGCUGCUUUGCAUGAGGUCUGCUGUCGUUCUCGCCAUAAGGACGCAUUGCAAUCGGUUUUUCGUUUGUUACUAGCCGAAUCGGCAUUACUCGAUAAGUACUGUAAUUUCCUGACGAUGGAUCAGCAGCAGACAGAGAAGAGGGGUGCAUAUGUUGGUGCGCGAACAGAGGCGGGCAACGUUGAUGAUAACAGUUCUAUUCAACCUCCGGUGAGUUGUGUUUUGGCCGCCACUGGGCAAGCGUUGCAACUGCAGUUGGAAGUCUUGAAACUUUUGUCGGCCAUGAAAUUGUUAGAUCCGGUGGUGAUGUUGCAAUUGCUUAAGCAACAAAAACAACGUGCGUACCAACAACAACGAGGAGGACAACGUGAACUGCAAAUGGUAACAAAUAAAGAGCGAGUAAAGGGGUAUGACAACAUGCAGAGGACACUUCUGAGUGAAAUUUGCCAGCAAAAUUCCGAUGCGCGCGACUGGUCGGUGCAACAAGUGCGUCAGCUGCUCGAGUCAGGUGGUGGUGCAGUUUUGAAUUUCCUAAUUACAGAGAAUUUUGCAUUCAUCAGUGAUUUGUGUGAAGUGGCAGCUGGCGAAGUAGAGACGUCGGGCGCCGUAUGGUUAAAUGCGUUGCUGCAACAUGCUAAUGCGCUAAACAAGCAUACAAUAUAUGCGCUUCCACCGUUUCUAUUGAACUUAUGCAAUGCCUCAUGCAUAAACGAAAAUUACGAUGUGGAAGUAGUGUUGCUGAGCCUCCAACUAUUACACCGCUUACACUCACGCAGCAAGAACUCUCGCGCUCUGCAGGUGCGUUUGGAGCGUGUAGCGCGUCGACUUGUUUUCAAUUGCAGCUCAGCAAUGGUCAAGAGGCAGCAGCUAUUGAAGCAAUUGAGGGAAUUGGCUGGAGAACGACUAACGGCAAUGGAGGAGGGCGGCUCAUCAUCAACUUUCUGGCAGCAGUUGUUGUUGGACACUCCAGAAUACAAACUGGCUGCUCAGCCAUUAGCGGAGCAGAAGCAAGAGGAACAGCAGCAGCAGCAGCAGCAUCAGCAGCAGCGCAUAAUUGACGAGAAGUGGCUGUUGAGUCAGUUAAUUAAAUUCUCCGCACAAUCGGACUACGGUGCCGAACAAAUCUCACGCAUUUUACUGGAAAUACAAUCGGAGCAAAAACUCUACAAAAUAUUCAACAGCAGUGAGUUCGCAGUGGCGCGUGUGUUGCGGCAUGCAAUCCGCAGCUCAAUGGAGGCGAUGUUGGCCGCGUUUCGCAACAACUGCGUACAGCAUAAUCCACACAUUCACUACAUGCAGCCGAAUCCAUUAGUGCGCGUUACACUCGCCGUCUUGAUGACGCGUAUUAGCACGGAAAUUGCCACAAGCAACAACAGCGCAUACAACAGAAAUCUACCGAUUAUGACGAUGGUCGCACCAGCAGACGCAACGCCCUCGUUGGAGGAGAUGGAGCUGGAGGUAUCGAGCUCGGCAGGUGCACCCCAAGGGAAUGUGCUAAGCGCUGACGGACUUUACCUCUGUGACGCCGUUACCACCUUGUUGGAGUGCAUAAAGACAGUGGAAGACAAGGCGCUGCUGUAUAUUGAGUCCAGAUUUAUUGAUAAGUUUGUGCGCGAGCAAGUGUUGCGUGUGGAGCAUGUGGCAACACUAUUGGGCUUCUUGGAUUGGUGUUGCGUACAAGCGCGACAACAAUUACUUCAACAGCAGCAACAACAACGCCAUAGUAGUGACCAACAACGGUCAGUACUUUGCUUGCUGCAGUGCAUUGCGGCUUUGUUGCAACAACGCUUCAUCUGGACGGAACUUAAUCAAAUGGAAAAGCCAAGUACCGCAACAGCAACAACAACGGGUAUGGGUGAUGCUGCACCGAGCAUCGGCAGCCUAUUAACGCCUCAACAACGUAAUUUAUUGUUGUGUCGUGUAUUGGAUGUCUUGGUGGUGGCCGCCAGGCAGUCGUUGCAGCACACAAUCUUCUAUAAACACUACAAGCAACUAGCAGUAGCCACCAGCGGUGUCGGUGGUGUUGGCGAAGAGCUCACCGACAGUGUAACCGAGAAUAUCUUCAAUGAUCUGUCUGCAGCUGUGGCCGCCGACAAGUUGGAGGCGAACACUUUGCUGCAGCAUUCAAGAGACAACAUAGCGGAAGUCAAUGACGUUGCUGUCGGACGUCUGUUGCAAGCCUAUGCCCCGCAGGCUGUUUUCAUAGCGAAAUUGAUAGAAGUGCAUGCCAAUGAGGGUAUGAAUAGUGGCGCUGUAAGCCUCUCAGCCAGCUAUCUCACGGGUACUGCCGGCAAGGGUGGCUCAUCGCUGAACAACGUGGGCGGCGGUGCAUUGGGUGGCAGUGGUGGUGGUGUUGGUAUGUCGUCGGUUGGCGCAAGCGCUGUGGGGGUUGCUGCUGCUAACGGUACACAAGGCGUUUUCGACGAAGGCAGUGGUGCGAAUGGCAUACAAAUACCAAUGGACAUUUUGUCAUUGAUUGGCGUCUCGGUCUUGCGUACGCAUCAGUUCUAUGCUUAUGCUGUAACCCCUUUUGAGAUUAUACAACAACAACAACGUGAACAACGCAUAGAUCAAUUGUCACCAGCCAAACGGGCUGGUCAAACAUCUCAGGCGACAUCUUCGGCAGCAGCUACGUCAGCAGCAGCAAGUGGCAAGCUGCCAACGAUACCCGUAGAGAGUCUCAGUGAUGUCGAUAUUUUGCGGAAAUUCGUUAAGAGAUUAUCAAUUUUUGGCUUCACCACACGCCAACAAUUCGAAGAGUACUUUAUGACAUUCCUACUAUUAAUCAAUAAAGUUUACGACGAGAACAUGGUCGACGAGCAGGAGCAAUUUCAAAUAAGAUCCACAUGUUUGGAAGCGAUUUUGGAACUUUUAAUUACGUAUAAAACUUUUCCAAUUGUGGGCAAUAAACUUUCGCAUUUCCAUCAUACGACACGGUGGACUCGCAUUAAUUGCGACAGCAUUAGCCUUAAAAAGUUACACAAAGUGCAGUUACUCGUCUCCGAAGCGAACAUUUUCUACCAUCCCAACUUAGAGCGCGAGCUACGCGCUGAGACUGGCGCACACUUCAAUUACGCUGCCUUCGCUUGCCGGCUGCGUGACACUGUCAUUGGCACUAACCAAUUUAGAGUCAAUCAAUAUGAUUUGAAUUUUAUGUGGCAACAAAUGGAACAAUACUCCACCAACAGCAACAACAGUGCAAAUGAAGCCGAACUGGCAAGCGGCGCCAGCGGUGAGGGCCGAUCAACAGAACGCCGUGGUACAGAUGCGUCGAUGGUUGGUGGAGGCGGUGCGUCACGUUAUAGCGAGGAUAUAGCAACUAAGAAUUACCGUUACUUUACAGCACAGUCAGGCGUGGAUUUCAAGAGUAGUACGCAGUUGAUUUUCGAUGUGCUAAUGCAGAUAAUUGAGCACAAUCACAUUUUGGUCUUACCAAAUCUGGUUAAAUUCACUGAAAUUUGCGAGAGUCGUGAUCAAAUCAAAUGGAUUAAGGAGAAAGCUUUAAAAUUGCAAGAGACAAUACCAAUGGAUGACACAAUUUCACAUCAG